AUGGUUGACGCCAUCGAGCUGACUAUUGACGCCGACAUGGUGCAGAACAUGCGAAGCGCAAACGAGACGGCCCAGAGGUUCUCCAGUACCGACUUUGUGGAUCUCACUUGCAAGGUGGACUACUCCAUCCUAGACGGGCCAGGGGCGCAUCUCACCAACGGAAUCUUCCUCGGCGACACGGUCGCGCGAGAAACGUUCGUCACGCAGUUCGUCCAAGACAUAUCUCGAGCGGCAAACAUUAGCUCAUCUAGGGUGCUGGUGAUGGAGAUCGCGCCAGGUCGGGUGCACCAUGACUGGGAGGCCAACAAUGUUAUUGUUCUCUUUCGUCUGGUCGACAACGUCAUUGCGGGGACUUUCGGCGAAGACGGUGCGGUCACAGCCAUGACGGAGCUUACGGCGCAGGCCCAAGAGAGUGGGUCCACACUGUACAGCGGCUUGGUGACCGAUAGGAUUGACCCGUCGUGGGGUGUGGUGGCCGUCAGCCUGGAUGUUUCCCUCCGCCUGACCAUGGCCAUCGAGGUCAUCGGCGGGAGCGGAGUGCAGGAAGGGGAGCGACUACUGCCAGUGGGAAGCCUGGUUCAUCGCCGACGUCUCCGGCUGCCUCGCUCUCCAGAACCCCGACCGCGAGAACCUUCCAACUACGCCACCGAAAUUGCGGUAGACGAGGCCGCUGCGGAGCUGCUGGCUCAGGUUCGGAACGUUUCGUCGGCGCUGUUCGCGGGGAACGUUACCGUAGCCGUAGACCCGACGUGGGGGCUCUCGGGGGACGGGGGAGUGCCGCGCGAGAGUAGCCCUUACCUUCCGCACCAGGUGUACGACGAUCACCGCGACGACGACUACGAGCGCUGCAAGGAUGUUCACCGCUGCAACCGCGCCUGGAUCCACUACGACAGCAACUCGCGGUCCGUCAACUACACGGCUCAGGCGUUUCGAGGGGGGCUCCACGUGACGACUGGUCUUUCCGCCAAUUUCGAAGACUGGAGGAUGGGGACGUUCGGCUGGGCGAUGCGCGGCGCUCCCGAUCCUCGAAACGGGGACUUCGACGACGGCUACGGCAGCGGCAACGGUGAAAACGAAGCCAGGAUCACGGCACCAAGGGGGGGGCAUUUCGACCCAAGGAACUUUUCCAGCCUGGGCCCUCGAGUGCCAGUGGAGUCGCGAGGACUGCGAGACUUCUCGGGGCUGGUCUUGGACGCUCAGCAGAAGGACCGCGAGCUGGCAAGGCUAGACAUCGAAGCCGCGCAGUUCACCCACAAGCUUGCCUGGAUCACGGAGACCCGAGAAACGGCGAAGUUGGACGCGUCACGACGGUCUCGCCAGGACUCGGCCGCAGCUGCCGACCAAGAAGCUGAUAUUGUCCAAAUGGAACUAGCCAGCGUCCUGGAUACGAGACACACCCUGAACAGCACGCAAUGUCUCGGCUGGCAGACAUGCCUUUCAGAAGAGACGUACGGCAACCAUACCUACGAAUGGUGGGCGGACGUCAACGGCUCCAUUGCUUCGAGUCUACGCGGGGAGAAUGCCUCCUGUCCGUGCACGAUCGUGUUCAACACGUCGAGCCUGAGCCUUGAGGGCGCCAUUUCGGCCGCGGGGGAGCUGGCGCUCACGGCGGAGGGGACGGAGGUCGCUGUGUGGUCGUUCGAUCAGGUCUACCUAGGACCCGAGAUCAGGGUCCAAGUCACCGGCCAGCGGGCCUUGGCGAUCCUUAGCCGCGGCAGCCUUGUCCUGAAUACCUCAAUCACGGCCGAGCCUUCCACCUUGGGAGGCUUUCCGGGAGGGGGCGGGAUCGCUCGCGACCCCGGAGGGGGGGGCGACCUCCUGCUCUCCCCCCCCUCCGUCCCCCCGGAGUUCGACUUGAGCUCCUUGGUAAAUGGGACGUUGGAGAGAGUCGGUGAAAGCGGACUUCCGAGCUACAACGUUAACGGGCCGGGGUCCGCCAGCUACCGGUACUACUUGUUCACCAUCACCACCUCGGCGGACGACGUGGACGACGUGCAAAGGAUUUGUACCUCAGCUGACGAAGGGCAAACCGUUCGCGGCUGCUUCCACGUCUCCCACGGUAACUUCUCCACCGAGUGCAUCCCCCAUGACGCAACGCCUUCGACCGUGCAAGACAUCAUCGAGGCCGGCCUGAACGCGGAGCCGGUGGGCGGCCCGGGGCCGCUCCCAUUCCCCCGCUCCACUGCGGGUGAUAUCGGCGCGGCAGCCGACGGGGAACCUUCGUGGGUCUCCGGGGUCGGGCGAGUGAACGUGUCAAGUGACGGUUACGUCGACGACGAGGGCGGCCGUUGCUGGACUGUAACCUUUUCCUCCGCCAUCGGCGCGGUUGAUCUGAUGACGAUUUCGGCUACGGGUGACGGCGAGGCCGAAGGGAACAGGCUGACCGGCCUCGGCGCCACGGUCUCCGUGGAGACCGUUCAGGUCGGCAACGCCAUCUCCGGAACGUUCUCGGUAAGGUUCCGAGGCGGCGAAACGGGAGAACCCACCCACGAAACGGCCCAGCUGCCGGUGACGGCUUCCGCCGCCGCGGUCUCGGAGGCCCUCUUGGAACUCCCAGGCGUUUCCUUCGCCCGGACGACCCGCACCCUCCCCGCCGAGGCCGUCGCCGCCGGCUGCAGCGACGGGUUGUGCCGCGUCGGGCCGGCCCCCGGGGGAGGGCUAGAGUGGAUCGUGGAGCUAGGGACGCGAGUGGGGAGCGCUGAACCGUCAUCUCCUACCGUAGUUGUCGGGGCUUGGGAGGACGCAGGAGAGGGGGUGCAAGAGGGGGAGUUCGACUGGCCGGAGGUAGAGGGGGGUUAUCUGGAGGGGGACGGGGCCGAGGUACGGGUGACGAAGGGGUGGGGCGGGGCGCAGAAGCAGCUGGCGGCCAGCUUCAACGCCUCACAGCCGUUUUCAUUCGCUUUAGGAGGGGCUGGGGCUUCCCAUGGUGGGACAGGAGGGCUCGGGGCUGAUCAGUCUCCGGCGUCCGGCGCGCCCCGAGAACCGUACUCGACGUCCUCGGUCCCCGACCUCGUCGGCGGCAGCGGUGGGGCUCGUUCAGGCCUAUCCCCGGCCGCGGUUAACGCCCUCGGGUUUUCCGAGGGCUCGAACUCGUCUUCUCGGUUGCUGCGAGGCCUGGGCGGAGCCGGCGGCGGUGCCAUCGAGCUGCUGGCCCUGAACGACCUGACGAUCGGGGUCAUGGGCUCUGUCGCCGUGGACGGCGGUGACGGCACCGCCGACUGGGACAGCGGCGGCGGAGGCGGGAGCGGCGGUUCGGUCGUCAUUGCCGCCGGAGGGGCCGUCCGACACGCCGGGGCGAUCAGCGUCCGUGGCGGGAACGGCGGCCGCACGUUUCGGCCCCUCUCCAAGAAUGCCGGUGGUGGGGGCGCCGGGGGGCGCGUGGUAUUGUACGGGCAGAGCGUGGAGGUUGUUCGUGGGGAGGGUGCCGACGGCGAGGAGAGAGGGACCGUAGAUGUCGGGGGUGGCAGCUGUUUUGUGACGACUAAAUCCGGGGACCUUCGAGACGACGCUUGCGGGGACGGCCGAGCAGGGGGAGAGGGCUCCUUCAAAGUCGACGCGGCCUUCGGCUACACGUUUGGCAUCGACGACGGUUCCGGGCUCGGUGGAGCGGGGGCACAGGCGUUUCGGGCCUAUGACGGGCCUGAGUAUGGCCUUAUUCGAGGUAACGGCAGCCACGGCGGCGAGGAGACGACGGCGCUCACGCCUGAACGAGUCACUUUCUACAUGAAGGUUGCUGCAGCUCAAGAAAACUCUCCUGAGAGUUCUUCGGGGGAUCUUCACAGCAACAAUUCCGACUCCAACCACGCCUCCGCCGCCGAAUGGGGCGCGGUAUUCGCCCUUCUCGGACCGGGGACAAACGAUUCCUCCUCGACUUCGGCUUCUUCUUCCUCUUCCUACAAUGCUUCCGACUGGGCGGAAGCACCUGUUCUCUACAACUCCUCUGGGCUCUCUUCGGCAUCUUCGUCUUCAAGUGCCUCGCCCACGGCCGGAUCAUUUCCCGCGCCAAACACUACCCUUGUGGGCGUCUCCAUUUCCGGGGGCGUGAUGAGGCACGGGGCUGGAUAUCGCUCUGCCCCCUGGGAUCCUGGAGAAGAAGAGUCUUCCACGGGGGGUGGGGGGGGAGUGCUCGACGACAGAGUGGAGGGCGACCGCUGGUAUAAGGUAGAUAUUGUGAUGCGAUGGGACGCCAACGGCACCGCCGGAGAGUACGACGUGCUAGUGGACGGGGUGGCCAGAGCCGAAGACCAGCCUUUCGGAACAGCGCUGUCAACCAUUCGCGGAGUGGAGAGGGUCGGUCUGUACGUGCUCGGCGAAGGGAGGGUUUGGUUCGACGAGAUUUACCUGGGCCCCGACUUUACCAUGGGGUUCAGGUGUCCCGAAUCCUCGCGGAGAGGGGUGGAAACCAGGAACGCCGGGAGCCUCAAGAGGUGGGAAAACCUCGUAGACCCGGGGCAGAGCGAGAACAAGGUCAUGCAACGGCACGAGAACUUUCUGUCCAACACAGAAAAGUACCUUAUCAACCACGGGGGACUGGUGCCGUUCGACGGAGAUGGGAUGCGAGAGUACCUUGUUGACGACUACGUCCGGGACAGCACUGACCCCCCGCUCGUGGAUGGCUUACGGGCAGGAUCGCUCCUGGAGAUGCCGCGUGGCGAGGACUUUGUCGGGAAGAGACCCUUGCGCGAGGGAUCUGCGAGGAGCUUGGGCGGCGACGGUCUCUGGACUUCUGAUGCAUCAUCCGCCGGCCGUGGGAGUGGCCCACACCAACCCGGUGGUACACACUACUGGUACGGCGAGCACGAGAUAGAGAAGACAUCCUCCGGCGCUAACGUUGAGGGCUACUGGAGGAGCAGCGAGGAGUUUGACGGCUGGACGGGAGGAGUGGGCGCGUGCUCUACCGACGACUUCGUCGACUGGAGGUUUGAGGGCGUGAUGCUGCACUACGCCAACGUGUCGGACAUGGUGCUGGGUCGGGAGCCCAAAGGGGGGAUGGUCGUCCAGCAGCCCAAAACCCUGCGCCUAGAAACCACAGUGGCCAGCAACAGCACGACCGGAAAUAGUAGCAGCAACAGCAACUCGACGGGCCUGUCCGAGAGCGAGGAUACGUUCGUGAUGUGGAUGGGUGCAGGGGAGUCGAAUGGAACCUUCGGCCUGUCCGCCGUGGCCACCAGUGGCUACCCUGACGGGCCGUUCAACCUGCGCCGGACGCUGUACCCGGACGGAAAUGAGACGCACGACCAGACCGUUUUCAUCGGCGCGGACGGCCGGGGCUACCUGGCGCGCACCUACUACGCAGAGAUCGAGUACGUGUUGCCCGGCGCCGUCAUGCAGCCUGUAUGGAGCUCCGUGGAGCACCCGGACGGGUCGGUCGAUUUUGGGCUGAGCUACCAUCGGGCAUUCUACUCGCCGGACUACGACGACUACCAUGAUAUUUACAUUCAGAGGUGGCGCAUGGAGGAUUUGCCAUGGAAGGUGACGUGCGUGAACCGCAUCACGGGAGAAAGUCGGGACGUUCCAUACGGAAGCUUCAACGAAGACCGGGGUUACUGCAAUCAACCCGAGGAGUAUAAGGUCAUUCUCGGGCAAGGUUACCCCGUGGUAAGCUCCCGCUUCCAGGACCCGGACGACCGCAACAACUCCUACUGGUCGCCGGAUUCGGUCCCCUCAGUCAAGGCGCAGUCUUGGGCGGCCAAUUAUCGGGAUGGUCUCUGCGGGAUCCGGGAGAUGGGAGAGGACAUGGACGAGGAUGACCCCGGGCUGGACGAUCGAACGGCGGCCAACCGCAGCGAUUGCUCAAACAUCGCCGAUAACCCAAUCCACGAUACUGUACCCGACAAGCUGGUGGGAACGAGAUUAGUGGUAGAAACACGACUGGCCAAGUACGUGGCCGUCUCUAUGCUGACCCGCGACCUCUUGGACACCAGUGCGGUCUUGACCUCCUUUGAGGGCGAAUUGGAAAGCCAGGACGACCUGAUGGCCCUCAUUUCCGGGAGUGGGUACGACUUCUUCGACUGGUCCGCCGGCGCCGACAUCAGGUCAACGUUCCACCCGCAGGUGUUCGGCGACUACGAGACACCACCGGAUGUGCUCAGGCGGUUCCACCAGUACGAGUCUUCAGAAAACGAUCGCGCGCGCUAUUCGCUGGCGUGCCAGCUGGAUGGCACGUGCCCGGUCAACUUCAGGGACGAGAUCACCGUUGGACACACCUGA
Ectocarpus siliculosus is the source of this 6210-nucleotide messenger RNA. The record is from the annotation of a GenBank genome assembly. NCBI's taxonomy places the organism in Eukaryota, Phaeophyceae, Ectocarpales, Ectocarpaceae.